Molecule: messenger RNA, 892 nt
Organism: Malania oleifera
Lineage: Eukaryota; Viridiplantae; Streptophyta; Magnoliopsida; Santalales; Ximeniaceae
Exons: 5
Coding region: 282-560 (92 amino acids)
Source: RefSeq, a predicted model, not a curated record
AAGAAAAUUUUUUUUCCCGAAAUUGCCCUUUUUAUAUGUCCGGCAUUCUCCCCACAAUUCGACGCCCGCUGUAACAUUUUCUAUUCAAGUCCUCGUCUCCUCCGCUGCUCUGCCACUGCUGUCACCAAAUUUUACCUUCUCUGGCCUGCUGAACUGUCCGUGUCCAUCACCGGUCCAAGUCUCAAGCUAUGAUUUGGAGACCGUAGAGUAUGCUUUCUGCCAGCAUCCUAUCCUUACGUUUCUAGAUCUGGAAUAAAAAGAAGAAGAAAGGAAAGAGAAAAAUGAGCAGUAGCGAUAGUAGCAGCACGAGACCGGUGCCAAGGAGAGAGAGUCCAUGGGGCAUGCCAGAGGGGGAUCAUCGUCAACCCAAGGCACACAGGUGCAAUGACCGUGCUGAGGAUGUCAUCCAGGCUUGUUUUGAAGGAAACCCAUUUAAGACAGUCCCAGGUCCUUUCAAGUUAUUCUGGCGAUGCAUGCGGUCUAAGCCUGGGGAGGAGCCAACAGAACCAUUCUCCUAUUUGGAGUUGGAUCCUCCAAAGAGAGAAGUGAAGCUCGAGUAAAGCCUUCGGCAGAGCCAUUAUGGUAUGUUAUUUAAGAAUUUCUAUAUCAGGGAUCCAGGAUCAUAAUUGCAUGCUUGGGUUUUUUAUUUUUAUUUUUUUUGCCCUUUUUACCAUAAGACUGUUCUUCCUAAGUUAUGAUGUAUUUUUGUAAACAAGUGUGCUUUCCAUAGAAUGUUUGGGAACAAAAGUAUGUCACAAGUUCCCUAAAUUGUCAAGAAAUAGACCAUCAUUAAAAAGGGCAUGUCUUAUUCACAUUUGUGUUGUAAUCGGCACUUGAAAAGAACAGCAUGAAGUUCAAUGCCCUAGAAUAAAGCUCUUGCCUGAUUAACUGA